AUGUCCCUUCCGACCAUGGAUAAACACACUCAAGAAAGGAUCAACAGAACUCGGGAGAGAAGUGAUAAAAUUAGUGCACUGAUGGGACAAUAUUUGUUAAAAGGAUAUCGAAUGUUGGGAUCCACUUGUGAUGUUUGUGGGGUAGGUCUGUAAAAUCCAUGUCAAAUGUCAUAAUUUGUCCAUCUAACUUAGUUUUGUUUUACUUAAGUCACAUUAACAAAAUUUACAUUAAAUUACAAAAAUUACAAUAAAUCACAUGUGAACCAUUCAACUAGAAACAUACACUCUAAAAAUUGUGAUUCUUACCAUCAUUAUUAAAUGGUAUGGAAAAGUUUACUGCAAUGACCGUAAGCAUGCAUUGUCAGAUAACCUUUUGAAAAUUGGCUUAAAAUGUGCAACCAGGCCGCUUGUUCGUGACGUAACAAACUUCAGCAGAGAACAUGGCAGAGCAAAUGGCUGUAAUUGAACCUUGAAGAUUUCCCUUUGAUUUGGAACUUUACAAACUACUACUAAUGUGUUUCUGUUCAUAGAAUGUUCUUCUAAAGUACCGUGACCAAUCAGAUUAUUGUGUAGCUUGUCAAGAAGUUGAUGCACAGCCUACAGAUCCCAGUGAUCAAGGUAAAGUGUUAAAGCAACCCAAUGAAUAUCUUGUAACUGAAACCCCUGCUUAGAACAUCACAAGCUCUUUUAGAUGGGAAGAUGGAGCAAAUAUGUGCUGUUACAGUCAGUCAUGAGGUGGGCCUAUCAUGGGGCCUGCAUUUUUCCCCCAAGAGGAAAUUUCUUUAGGGAAAUCUUUUGCCCUCAGGAGAGGUGCUAUUUUCAUCAACUUUGUUUCGGUAAAGAUGACAGCAUAAUGGCCCGUUGUGUUUUUCUGUGAAACAAGAUGAAAAAACUUGACUUACAUCCAGCUGUAUUUCUAAUAUUCUCUGCAUCUUUUGAAACAACUCUGUAGUUCAAAUUCACAACCCAUCCUGCGGAAAUCAACUGCUAAAAUAUAUUGUGGUUAUAAUGCAAUUUAAAGCAGGUAAUUUGUAUUUUUUUGUGAAGGUGGGCUGCCUGUGUCCCAGCCAACACAGCAAGAUUCUCAUGAGACUAGCAGGGUUCCAUCUAAUCCUGUGGACUCUUCUGUCAACAAAAAUGCUGUUGCCAUAGCUACCCAGGCUGUGAAUGCUAAGAUAGUUUGGGCCAGUGAAGCACUGUCCAGGUGUCAUACUACAGGAGAGUGUCAGCAACUCUGUGAACUGCUCAAGACAUGUGCAGAGACACUGAAAGUACUGAAAGAAAUUCAAUAGUAAAUGAAGUACUUUUGAAUGUGGAAUCAGUCAAGAUUCUAACUUGGAAAUAAUAAUGGAGGUUUUGUGGUGUCAUGACGAUAUGAUCAUGUGUGCUGAAGCCAAGAAUCUAGAGGGGGUGCAGAGGUAUUCUCUCAGGGAAAAACUAAAUUUAAAGGAUUGUGCGAUGCCAUCUCCAGAAUUUUGAAACUUCUAACGAUUGCAAAGCUCGUAACAAAUGGAGGCAGACCCAUGGCUUAUUGGGUCCAAAACACUGCGAGAUCUUGCCAUGAUACUGGCCCAUAGGAUGAAAAAGAGCCCAAGAUACCGCAGAAAAACGACCAAGGUUUUUGACAAGAAGAAGAAUACUGCAGCAAGGAAACAAGUUGUUCCUUUACCAGAGGGACGUCACCAUAAUCGGGGGAAUAUUAAGCGAAAACGUGAGACUGGAGAUGAUGGGUGAAAACGGCUGGUUUACGGCCAAAAAGGUUGUGAUUUCUGAGUUACAAAUGCAUUCCCGGUUUUCAAGAAGAUAUGUGUUUGAGGCCAAAUGACUGUAGCAAUUAGGUAUAUUUAAACCUCGUGAAUCGAUCUUCACAAGUUAUUAGCAAUUAAAUUCAUGCAAGAAGAAAAAGAGAAGCCUUUACCUCAAACAAAUUAAAGUAUCUACUGGAACGUGAGAGUUAGUACUAAUCUGAAAAAGCCCUCUCACACUUUGUCCUCAUCGGAAAUCAAGGGACACAAUACUCCAUGAAGCUUGUUACCAGCCGCCUUCAUCAAUUGCUCACUUUCAAAGCUGAGAAUUUUUGUGAUCCGAGACCUUAAACUACGUUGUUUCUUCCCAUGGCAAAACGAAGAAAACACUCUGCACUAUAGAAUGCCGAGAUUUACGAUCUUGAAUACUGCUUAACGUAACAAAAUCUUAGUAUAGCCCAUCCCAUGGGGUGUUGAGGUUUUUUUUUUUCACAUCGUAAACGACAGUUUCUUUUUCAUCAAAAGGACAGUAAAAGCAAUGCCAAAUAGUGUUCUUGUCUAGUAAACGUAUGAACAAACUUUAAGCACCAGUCUCCAAAACAUAAAUUAGGCCGCUUUGGGAAAAUCGUGUCUACAUCGACGGCACGGCCCUGGCAGAUGUGUUAGGCAUAGACAAUUUUGAACGGAAUUCUGUUUUGGGACGCUUCCGUUUGUUUUCAGAGGAUCUCCUCCGACUUCGGACUGCGCGGUGGAAACUUGUCCAAUAAGGUUCCUUUUUUCUCCUUGAAAACCGUUCAGUCACAGAUCCAUAACCCAGUACGUGUUCAAUAAAAUCUUACUGCUUCACG
Messenger RNA from Pocillopora meandrina, 2593 nucleotides. NCBI's taxonomy places the organism in Eukaryota, Metazoa, Cnidaria, Anthozoa, Scleractinia, Pocilloporidae. The record is from the annotation of a GenBank genome assembly.